AUGUUAAGAGAAGCAUUCGUUACUUCGAAAACCAACGAUGGAAAUACAUUUAAUGAUAUUGCACGAAGUAAUGGUGAAGAUUUUUGGAAGAUAUUACAAGGACCUAUUUAUUCACGAUUGUAUAAUAUUGAUAAUACUGAACUCAAUAUAUCAAAAACUGAUUAUGGUUACAUAUAUAAUGAAAAUAAAAUUCUUGGAGUUGCACGAUUAAGACAAGUUCGAAUUAAACCAAAUUCUUGUAAACUUCAUAAAGAAUUUGCUAAACGAAAUUUUACUCAAAAAUGUUAUGCAGAAUAUACAAUUGAUAAAGAAGAUCAAGAUUCAUUUGGUAAUAAUUCAUUAAAUAUCUUUACAUCUGAUGCUUGGAAUUAUACAUCUGUUAAACAGACUAAAACAAGUGUAUAUACAGGUGUUGUAUCUGAAUAUGGUGGUGGUGGUUAUGUACAAUUGUUUACUCGAAAUGCUAAUACAACAAUGGAAAUUCUUCGAGAAUUAGAAAGAAAUUCAUGGAUUAAUCGAGGUACACGAGCAAUAUUUUUUGAUGUUAUUGUUUAUAAUCCAAAUAUUAAUUUAUUUUGUCAUAUACGUCUUCUAGCGGAAUAUCCAUCAUCAGGUGGUGCUAUUACUUCAACAUCUAUCCAAGCAGUGAAAUUAAUUCGAUACAUAUCUUCCAUUGAUUAUUUAACUUUUGUUUGUGAAAUAAUAUUUACUCUGAUUGUUAUCCUUCAAAUAAUUGAAUGUGUUAUUGAAAUUUUCGAUAAAAAAUAUUUAUUUCUAUUCAAUCUAUGGAAUUUAAUAAAUCUUAUUACAAUUAUUCUUUCAUUUAUAUGUAUUCUAUAUGAAAUAUUAAAUCAUUUUUCAACAACAAAACAUCUUAGUGAAUUAUUAAAAAUUGAAAAUAAUUAUCCAAAUUUUAAUGAAUUAUUUAAUUUAAAAAUCAAUUCAGAUUUUUAUUUAGGUUUAACACUUGCAAUAACAUGGGUAAAAAUUUUUAAAUAUUUAAAUAUAAAUAAAACAAUGCUUUUACUUAAUAAAACAAUUUCAUCUUGUUUAAAUGAAAUAUUUGCAUUUACAUCAAUUUUUUUAAUUAUUUUUCUUGCUUAUACUCAACUUGGUUGGAUUUUAUUUGGUAGAUAUUUAACUGAAUGGAGAUCAUUUCGUACAUCAAUUUUUGCUUUAUUUCGAAUGAUACUUGGUGAUUUUAAUCUUUAUGCAAUGAGAAAUGUUGGUCAAAUAAUUGGACCAUUAUUUUUAUUUUCAUAUAUUUAUUUUGUUUAUUUUGUUUUAUUAAAUAUGUUUUUAGCUAUUAUAAAUGAAACAUAUUCAAGAAUUGAAUCUGAUACAACAUUAAAAACAUAUAAAAUAAAAAAAUUUUCAAUGAAUUUUUAUCAAUUAAUACCGAGAAAAAAAUCAAUUGAUUAUGAAACAAAUUUAAAAACUCGUGGUUAUACGGAUGAUGAUAUUAAAAAAAUCAUUAAUAAAUAUGAUAAAAAUAAAGAUGGAAAUUUAGAUGAAGAAGAACAAAAGAUAAUGAAACAUGAUUUAGAAACAGGACAAUUAAAACUUAAUCAAAAUUACGAACAACAAUCAACGAGGUUACUAUUAGAUGAUGAUGAUGAUGAUGAAUUAAUAAAAUUAGAUAUGUCAUCAAUAGUAGCUUCAAAUUUUUGUGAAAAUAAUUUAAUUGAAUUACGUUUAGAUCAAGAUAUGGAAUAUGACAAUGAUAUAGCCAAUGAAAUUAAAAAUUAA
This is a messenger RNA of Rotaria sordida, 1749 nucleotides long. The record is from the annotation of a GenBank genome assembly. Lineage: Eukaryota; Metazoa; Rotifera; Eurotatoria; Philodinida; Philodinidae.